UGGAGUCAAAAAUGGAAAAACGGUGAACCUAGUUAAAACUACAGCGCUGGUUGGUUAUUUGAGUUCAGAGGUAGAAGCAGAACGCAGAGCGAGACCUAGGAAGAAGCACGACCUCAACACUCGCCACCGACGACCACCGCGUCAACACGAUGAUUGAUGAUCAGGAUCUGGGUUUCAUUGCCAAUUUUCUUGGCGUCUUCAUCUUUGUGUUGGUGAUAGCUUACCACUAUGUCAUGGCUGACCCGAAAUUUGAAGGAAACUAGGAACACUUUGCAGUGGAAAAAUGUAAUGUUUCAUGUUGUAGACUGAGAUGCUUCGUGAAUGGGAAUCAAUUUGAUACAAUUAUGAACUUGAGAUCGGCAAUGUGAAUGUUAGUUUACUGUUAAACUUUUAUAUACAUCAAAGGAUCAUAAUAGCUUAAAUUUUUUAUA
This is a messenger RNA of Lotus japonicus, 431 nucleotides long. RefSeq names its product dolichyl-diphosphooligosaccharide--protein glycosyltransferase subunit 4A-like. Lineage: Eukaryota; Viridiplantae; Streptophyta; Magnoliopsida; Fabales; Fabaceae. The coding region runs from base 150 to 263 and encodes 37 amino acids. The transcript is spliced from 2 exons. The record is from RefSeq and is a predicted model, not a curated record.